AUGCCGAAGACUUUCCAGGAUCUGAUUGCAGAACUGGGGACGUUACAGACAAGGCUACUGGAGGCGCACAUGCGGGAACUACACGCCCAUUCCGUGACGUUGGGGCCUUCGACCCCUGCCAGCUGCCCUCCGCAAAUGGAGGUGCAGGUUGCUGUGGAGCCACGAAGCUCCGGCCCAGGUGCUCCGGAGAAGAGGCUAAAAGGCCGCUUGGCGCCCGUGGUGCACAAGUUUCUGCUCGCGCGGCGUCUGGGUAACACGAGCGAACGUCGAGUCUCCGAAGACAGGGAGUCGGCGACAGUUCGACAGGCGUUGAUGGAGCGACGUCAGAGCAUCUCAGCAACGGACCGGGUAGCCUUGGCCAUGAGAGAUGCGGCUGCUUUCGAGGAGGCGGUCCGAAAAGAAGCCACCGUGGAGGUGGACCGCUUCCAGCUGCGAUCGAGCUUUGAUAUCGGUGACGAAGAGCUCGUUGACAUGAAGCGGAGGUGCAUUACAAAGCAGAGCUCAGAGCUCGUAGCUGGGUACAACGUGAAACACGUCGCUUCGGUGGCCACCGAGCAGGGACCAACACCUGCGGAGGUGCAGGAGGAGCGCAUGUUGAAUUCCUGGCAGCUGUUUCCGAUCCACCCGUCUUCCAAGAGGCGUCUCGUUUGGGAUCUACUGGCAAUGGUAUUGCUCCUCUUCGACAUGGUUGUCACUCCCAUGAUGGUCUUCGAUAUACCCGACACUAUUUUUACGUCUGCCAUGGCGAUGACUUGCACCAUCUACUGGACGGUUGACAUCCCGGUGUCUAUGCUGACUGCAACGUACCGGAACGGGAAGCUGGUGACGAGUUACUAUCUUAUUUUGUACUCGUAUUCGAGGACAUGGAUGCCAAUCGACUUCUUGCUAGUGAGCGUGGAUUGGGUUGCGACGGUUGCAAACAUGAACUCUGCUGACACUCUUACGUUGGCCAGAACAAUGAGGACUGGACGAAUUCUUCGGAUGUUGCGCCUGGCCCGUCUGCUGCGUGUUGUCAAGCUGAAGCGCCUCUUCGAUGACUUAAAGCAGCGGAUGGCAGGAGAAAUCGUCACUUUCAUGAUCAAUGUCGUCCAGCUUUUCGUUUCGACGAUGCUGCUGACCCAUGUCCUCGCAUGCGUUUGGUAUUGGCUUGGUAGCGAGGAAGAAGGAUGGGUCUACACUGAAGGAUUGUACGGCCAGGAUCUAGGAACCACGUAUCUCCAGAGCAUGCAGUGGUCACUGUCGAGGUUGCACCCCAUUUCGCUUCGAGACAACAUGAAGCUGCGGCUGCCGCAAGAGCGAAUGUUUUCGCUCGUCGCCAGCUUCGGAUCACUCCUGUUCUCUUCGAUUUUCAUCAGUUAUGUGACAAACACGAUGGCCAAGUUGGCGCGCAUGUGGAAAGAACGGAGCAGAAAGCUGGGAGCCAUCAGCGACUAUGCAGCCACACACCGCAUCAAUGCGGCCCUUACUGUCCGGCUGAAGAAGUACAUUGAACGAGAAGAGGAGCGGGUGAAGUGGAAGACCAGCCUUCAGGUCCUGGAGGCGGCGUUGCCGGAGGAGCUGCUCCGACUGCUGUAUCAUACGGCGAGGACGCCGACGCUGGUUCAUCACGACCUCUUCUCGAAGAUAAAGAUCUCUUCGAGCCAUGCGAUGGAAGACCUCUGCUAUGAAGCCGUGCACGAGCAGCACAUCUUGGCUGGCGAUGCAAUCUUCGAAGUCGGCGCGGUCGCUUCCAGCAUGUACAUGUGUGAGUCUGGGAAGCUGCGAUACUCCAUGGACGUGGAGAUUGCUGGAGGGAGAGACUCGGUCCAGAAAGAGACGAUCAGUGAGCGCCUCUGCUGUUGCCGGUCGAGCUGGAACCGGAACCAGGUGAUGCCCAACGAGGGCUUGAACAAGAAUCGAGAUUCGUCGCUGGAACUGUCGUCGGGGUCGUGGAUCAGCGAGCACGCCCUUUGGACUUCGUGGCAACACACCGGUCGCCUUUCUGGGACAACAGACUCGCAGAUUCUGGCAAUCAAGAGCGAGGACUUUGGCCGUGUGGUGCAGCAGGAUUUGCCGACAUUCUGCGAUGUAGUUAUCUAUGCACGGUAUUUCAUACACGAGAUGAAUCAGACGGUGGUCAACACAGAUCUUCCUCCUGAUCAGAUGCUCAAGCGCACCAAGUCGAGGGAUGGUGGUGCAGCCGCCAACUCCGCUGCCCUUCAUGACAGCACUGCCUUCCAUGACCUGUUAGCAACUCCGGUUGCGGGCUCCUGA
This is a messenger RNA of Symbiodinium sp. CCMP2456, 2253 nucleotides long. Lineage: Eukaryota; Dinophyceae; Suessiales; Symbiodiniaceae. The record is from the annotation of a GenBank genome assembly.